This is a messenger RNA of Nannochloropsis gaditana CCMP526, 271 nucleotides long. RefSeq lists its product as uncharacterized. The annotation marks the transcript as partial. Gene Ontology annotation, molecular function: pseudouridine synthase activity. Gene Ontology annotation, biological process: tRNA pseudouridine synthesis. The record is from RefSeq and is a predicted model, not a curated record. The transcript has a single exon.
CGGGGAGGAGGGCGGGGAGGAAGGCGGGGAGAUGGCUGUGGGAACGUACUUCACUUUGCAUUUACGAACUUCCGCGGGCACCUAUAUCAAAGAAUUUGUCCACGGAGACAUGGGAAGGACCAGGCCGAGCGUGGGCGACCUUUUGGGAGGCCUGGAGGCGGAUCUAUUGGCCUUGGACGUGACGGGCAUCGUGAUGGAGGGCGAGGAGGGGGAACGGGAGGAAGGAAAGGAACAAGAGGAGGAGGCAGGAGGAGGCGUGAAAGGUGCCGAG